AUGUUUCAGUGGGAAUCGUCUGUUUGCACUAUGAUGCAACGAAGUACUCUUAUUGGUCUACUGGUAUGUGUGGCAUUCGCAGUUGUUGCGUACGCAGAAGAUGACGAUCAAAUGGCAGAUAAGCGGGCGAUGCGAAACGCAUUGGUGCGAUUUGGUAGAUCUGGAAUGCGCAAUGCACUUGUAAGGUUUGGCAAACGAGCGGACGAUAAUGAGUAUUCAACGUGGGAUGAGAAGCGUAAUGGAGCACCUCAACCAUUUGUUCGAUUUGGACGAUCUGGACGUGUCGAUCAUAUUCAUGAUAUUCUAUCCACUUUGCAAAGAUUGCAAUUGGCCAAUGAAUGA
This is a messenger RNA of Anisakis simplex (herring worm), 342 nucleotides long. The record is from the annotation of a GenBank genome assembly. NCBI's taxonomy places the organism in Eukaryota, Metazoa, Nematoda, Chromadorea, Rhabditida, Anisakidae.